Papilio polytes (common Mormon) is the source of this 2744-nucleotide messenger RNA. Its product is annotated as UDP-glucuronosyltransferase 2B37-like. Gene Ontology annotation, molecular function: UDP-glycosyltransferase activity. The transcript is spliced from 8 exons. Lineage: Eukaryota; Metazoa; Arthropoda; Insecta; Lepidoptera; Papilionidae. The coding region runs from base 227 to 2692 and encodes 821 amino acids. The record is from RefSeq and is a predicted model, not a curated record.
GCCACCAGAUUGAAAAAUAAUUGUAAAUCAGAGCUUGAUAUCUGUGUCUCGGCCACUUAUCAAAACUCGAAUACCCAAUUACAUAUUUUGAUGUGUUGUUCCUAUUUUAAAACUUGCAAGUCACGACUUAUUGAUAAUAAGUUUAUAGUGAAGACGUACAUUAGUAGCCACAUGAGACAAGUUUAGACAGUUCUUUGAGAAGCGUAGUGUUAGAAACGUGUGCGCGAUGCGAAUUUAUAUAAUUCUGUUAUUACUGGCCACGCUCGCCAGCCGCGACGUAGGCGACUGUGCGCGGAUCCUCGGUCUUUUCCCCCAUACCGGCAAGAGUCACUUCAUGGUCUUCGAGCCUCUUCUACGAGAACUCGCUAAACGCGGUCACCAUGUUACUACUGUCUCCUACUUCCCGCUUAAGAGUCCACAAGCGAAUUACACGGACGUGGUACUCGAAGGUGCGGUACAUGAUGGACUGAGCUCAAUUGACUUAUCCAUGUUGGAAAUGCCCAAUCCACUCAUGAAGAUUCCUUUACUGAAUACAAUAGUAUUGAAUGCAGUCGGAAUGGUAAUGUUGUCCGGAUUUGCGUUAGAAACAUGCGAAAGGAUUGUACGUCAGUCAUCUGUGAUAGAAGCCUUAAAGCAAAAAUACGACGUGGUUAUCGUAGAAAAAUUUAACAGCGAUUGCAUGUUGGGACUAACUCAUGUUUUCGGUAUCGAAGCUCCUAUCGUAGGUAUAUCGUCAUGUGCUAUCAUGCCAUGGACUUACGCCAGAUUUGGUUUACCUAAUAACCCCGCUUAUAUUCCCUUCUCAACUACAGCAUACUCAAGCAAUAUGACGUUUAUACAACGACUGGACACGUUUAUUUCGUAUUUAUACAUGGAUAAUUUAUUCCACAAUAUGAUACAGAAGAGAGAACAAGAUAUUAUUGAGAAGCACUUUGGUGUGAAGAUCCCGAACUUGGAGGAAUUAGGCAAAAAGCAAAGUUCCCUGUUGCUGGUGAAUACUUUUCACACCCUUAACGGAGUUCGUCCCACUAUACCAGCUGUUAUAGAAGUCGGGGGAAUGCAUUUAGAUCAUUCUAGAAAAGAAUUGCCUCCGUUUAUCGAGAAGUUCCUGAACGAGUCAGAACACGGGGUGAUCCUAAUGAGCUUCGGUUCCCUGAUGAAAACGUCUAGUAUUCCCAAGUACAAAGAGGAAAUCAUAGUAAACGCGCUAGCCAAGCUAAAGCAGCGGGUCAUCUGGAAGUUCGAAGGGAGCGGGGAGGAGGGCACGCUAACUGGCAAUAUACUCAGAGUCAAUUGGCUGCCCCAGUAUGAACUGCUUCAGCACAAGAAGAUAGUAGCGUUUAUCGCACACGGAGGUUUGCUGGGCAUGACGGAGGCGAUCUCUGCCGGCAAACCGAUGGUGGUGGUGCCAUUCUUCGCGGACCAGCCAGCCAACGCCGCGGCGGCCGCGGAUGCCGGCUUCGCUACCGUGCUGCCAUACACUGAACUUACUGAAGAAAGACUGACUAAAGCAAUGGAAUUUGUUCUGAGCGAUGAAUCUCAACUAAAUGCACGUCGCGUAUCAAGCAUUUGGCGCGACAGACCAGCAGACCCUCUAGAGACAGCGGUGUACUGGACUGAGAGAGUGAUACGCUGGGGCCAUCAUGCGCCGCUACACUCGCCGGCAAGAGACAUGCCUUUUUACCAAGUCGCCUUACUAGACGUUAUCGCCACACUAGCUGUCGCCAUUUUGAUUUUACUGGCGAUGUCAUGGUACAUUUUGUGUAAAGUCUUUCGACUUUUAUUUACUAAAGAAAGUAAAUUUAAAACGCACCGCGACGCAGGCGACUGUGCGCGGAUCCUUGGUCUCUUUCCGCACAUCGGCAAGAGCCACUUCAUGGUGUUCGAGCCUCUUCUACGAGCGCUUGCUGAACGUGGUCAACAUGUCACUACCGUUUCCUUUUUCCCGCUCAAGAAUCCACCGGCGAACUACACGGACGUGGUGCUCGAAGGUGAUGUACUAGAUGAUACAAAUGAGCGUGCUAUGAUUGAGAAGCACUUUGGUGUAAAGAUCCCGGACUUGGAAGAAAUAAGCAAAAAACGAACAUCAGUGUUGCUGGUGAAUACUUUUCACACGCUUAAUGGAGUUCGACCCACUUUGCCAGCUGUUAUUGAAGUUGGAGGAAUGCAUCUGGAUCAUUCUAAAAAAUAUUGCCAGCACAAGAAGAUAGUAGCGUUUAUCGCACACGGGGGUCUGCUGGGUAUGACGGAGGCGAUCUCAGCCGGCAAGCCGAUGGUGGUAGUGCCGUUUUUUGGGGACCAGCCUGCCAAUGCCGCGGUAGCUGUUGAAGCAGGCUUUGCUACCAUCUUGCCUUUUAAUGAACUCACAGCAGAAGCUCUGACUAAAGCAUUAGAAUUUGUAUUGAGCCCUAAAACUCAAUUAAAUGCCCGUCGAGUAUCGAGUAUUUGGCGCGACAGACAAGCAGACCCCCUAGAGACAGCGGUGUAUUGGACUGAGAGAGUGAUACGCUGGGGCCAUCAUGCGCCACUGCACUCGCCGGCAAGAGACAUGCCUUUGUACCAAGUCGCCUUACUAGACGUUAUCGCCACACUAGCAGUCGCCAUUUUAAUUUUAUUGGCGAUAUCAUGGUACAUUUUGUCUAAAAUCUUUCGACUUGUAUUUAGCAGUGGACGUAAAUUAAAAACGCACUAACUUUACAAUUACAUAAUAAUAAGAGUUGCCUUUAUAAUAUACUAGCUUACGC